Papaver somniferum (opium poppy) is the source of this 1545-nucleotide messenger RNA. RefSeq names its product ethylene-responsive transcription factor ESR2-like. Bases 422 to 1240 code for a protein of 272 amino acids. Gene Ontology annotation, molecular function: DNA-binding transcription factor activity; DNA binding. Gene Ontology annotation, biological process: regulation of DNA-templated transcription. Lineage: Eukaryota; Viridiplantae; Streptophyta; Magnoliopsida; Ranunculales; Papaveraceae. The transcript has a single exon. The record is from RefSeq and is a predicted model, not a curated record.
CUCGGCGGCAACUAUUUAUAUCUUUUGUCUGAACCCUGUUUUGGCAGGACCCAUCGAUCCAUUUCCCCCGCCGUAUACCCAUAUCUUUUCCGACAUCACUGUUCCAAGAACACCACCACCAAACACGCAAGCUCCAUAAUAAAUAUCAGCAGGACAACCGUUUUAUUUUAAAAAUCCAGAUGGAGACCAUAAGAAACCAACACGUAUACAUAAACAACGACAAGAAUAAUAACCACGCUGGGGGCGCGGGCGGCGGCCAAGGACACAAGAAACGGCACAUACAGUCAAACCUCUCGCUGACUGUGCGCCGAAUAUUAAUUUCUUUUUUUAACUCCUCACUCUAUAAAACCAAACCAAAAUCUCUGUUCAUUUCAUCAUCAUCGUCAUCCAUCAGAAAAUUCAGAUAAAAUCUCUAAUAAAAAUGGCACCAAGAUCAGAGAAAAAUGAUACAGUUAGUAAAACCACAGAGAUCGUUAAGGAAAUACAUUACAGAGGAGUAAGGAAGAGGCCGUGGGGGAGAUAUGCAGCAGAAAUAAGAGAUCCUGGGAAGAAGAGUAGAGUUUGGUUGGGUACUUUUGAUACAGCUGAAGAAGCUGCUAAAGCUUAUGAUACUGCUGCUAGAGAAUUUCGUGGAUCUAAAGCUAAAACUAAUUUCCCUCCUCCUAAUCUUUUGAUUUCUUCUGAUGUUGUUGAUAUUAGAAAACUGAAUGAUCAGAAUCAAAAUCCUAAUUUUAGUAAUGAGCAGCAGCAGAGUAGUCCGUGUAGUACUGUUGAAUCAUCAUCAAGUCCUGAGGAUCAUCAUCAUCGUCGUCCAUAUUUGAGCAGGAGGCAGGAUCUUGAUUUGAUUCAUCGUGUUGGUGUUUCUGCUGGUUUUAUGAGAUUUCCGUUUUAUAAUCAUCUGCAAUAUCCUUUUCAACGACAACAGCAAUUUCAUCCUCCUUCAGCAGGAUUAGGAGUUUACCCACACAAUAAUGCAUCGUUUUUAGAUUCGAUUAUGAUGAUGAUUGAUAAUCAUCAAAAUCAUUACAGAGAUCAGAAUAUGAUGAGACUCGUCAAAAAUACUACUUCAACAACUCCAUUAUCAACAACAGAUUUUUUCAAGGGAUCAUCAGAAGCACAAACACAAGAAUCACAGAGCGAUUCUGGUUCAUCAACUGUUGUUGAUUUAAAAAUCAACCAACCCGAUAGAGAACUCCUUGAUCUUAACAAACCUCCUCCACCUGAAGAAAUCGUUUUUUAAUUAUUUAAAUCUCUUCUCAUUUCAUAUCUUGUUGAAUCAGAAAAAGUAAAAUGAUUAAAAUCAAAAUUAAAUUGAGAAAGAAAUUUUGAACAGUUUUCUGAUUUUGAUUGUCCAAUUUCUUUUUGUAUAAGAAGAUGACUCUGUAAAUAUAUUGAAUCACUUCAUUUUUGCCUUUUGAGUUUUGGAAAAGCAAAUCAAUAUACAAUGUUUGAAUUUACGAAGAACAUCAAUCUGGGUUCUAAUUAAAUUUGUUAGUUGGAGCUGAAUUUGGAUCAUCAGAUUGACCAAGCAAACUCAGAAUUGAU